Messenger RNA from Lathyrus oleraceus (garden pea), 672 nucleotides. RefSeq names its product serine/arginine-rich splicing factor RS2Z32-like. Gene Ontology annotation, molecular function: zinc ion binding; nucleic acid binding. The transcript is spliced from 2 exons. The record is from RefSeq and is a predicted model, not a curated record. Lineage: Eukaryota; Viridiplantae; Streptophyta; Magnoliopsida; Fabales; Fabaceae. The coding region runs from base 1 to 672 and encodes 223 amino acids.
AUGGCAUGUACUGAGACACAUAGAGUGUUGUUCGGUAUGCAUAUGUUGACUGAGGAAGCUGAUGAUUGGUGGGGUAACACUCGCCAGAGAUUGAAAGCUGCAGGUAAUGAAAUUACAUGGGUUGUGUUCAAAGGAGAAUUUCUGGAGAGAAUAUAUGAUAAGGACAGUAGGGCUCAGUCUGUUCAUUAUAAAAGUUUGAGUGAGAAAAGGGGGAAGCAGCUGAAUCAUGGAAAGCUGUAUAAUGUUCCAUUUGACAAAGGGAAACAAAGAAUUUCAUAUGGUAGAAGGCCAAGUGUAGGAGGGGCUUCUGCUCCUAUCAAGUGCUACAGGUGUGGUCGUGUAGGACAUCACGCCAAUGAAUGUAAAAGUGAUGAAAAUAAAUGUUUCAAAUGUGGGAAGUCGGGACACUUGAUCGCUGAUUGCAAAACUAAUGUGCCUACUUGUUACAAUUGUAGGGAACCUAGUCAGAAACCAAAGAAAGCCCAGACUGGAGGGAAGGUGUUUGCGUUGACUGGAUCUCAGCCUAACAUAUCUUACAGGUUGAUUAGAGGUACAUUUUAUAUUCAUGAUAUUCCUUUGAUUGCUAUUAUUGAUACGGGUGCAACACACUCGUUUAUUUAUGCUAAUUAUGUACGAAAAAUGGGUCUUAUUUCAUCUACUCUUAAUAGUUGA